ACCACGUGGAAGGGGCGGCCGCCGCCUGUUUUCUGCGCUGCGGACGCGGCUCCGUCCCACCCCCGAGGCCGGGCAUGGCGACGGCGGCGAAGAGGCCCAAGCAGGUGACUGCAGGGGGCAGCCCUGCAGAGGACGGCAGAGCUGACCCCCUUUCUGGCUUCUUGGACUGGUGUGAGAAAGUCGGGUUGGAGCUCAGCCCAAAGGUCUACGUGAGCAAAGAGGGCACAGUGUCAGACUACGGCCUGUUGGCCAGAGAGGACCUCCAGAUCGGAGAAGUCCUCUUCACCAUUCCAAGAGCCGCGCUCCUGUCCCAGCACACCACCUCCAUCCGGUCCCUCUUGGAAAAAGACCAAGCGUCCCUGGAGAGUCAGUCUGGCUGGGUGCCUCUCCUUCUGUCUUUGCUGCAUGAAUACACGGCCAGCAACUCCCACUGGCGUCCCUACUUCUCACUCUGGCCUGACUUCAGCAGCCUGGAUCACCCCAUGUUCUGGCCUGAAGAAGAGAGGGUGAGGCUCCUACAAGGCACUGGCAUCCUAGAAGCGGUGGACAAAGACCUGGCCAACAUCCAGCUGGAGUACACCUCCAUCAUCCUGCCCUUCAUGGAGUCCCACCUGGACCUCUUUGACCCCAAGCUGCAUACGCCGGAGCUGUACCAGAGCCUGGUGGCGUUCGUCAUGGCCUAUAGCUUCCAGGAGCCCCUGGACGAGGAAGACGAGGAUGAGAAGGAGCCCAACCCACCCAUGAUGGUCCCCAUGGCUGACAUUUUGAAUCACGUGGCCAAUCACAAUGCCAACCUGGAAUAUUCCCUGGAGUGUUUGAAAAUGGUCACAACACAGCCCAUCAGCAAAGGCCAAGAGAUCUUCAAUACCUACGGCCAGAUGGCCAACUGGCAACUCCUGCACAUGUACGGCUUUGCUGAGCCCUACCCCGGCAACACGGACGACACUGCCGACAUCCAGAUGGUGACGGUGCGCAGGGCUGCCCUGCAGGGUGCCAGUACUGAAGCGGAGAGGCAGCUGGUCUCUGAGCAGUGGGAUUUCCUUUGCCAGCUGGAGAUGGUGGGGGAAGAAGGAGCCUUUGUGAUUGGCUGGGAGGAAGUGUUGACGGAGGAAGAGCUCUCCAUGACAUUGAAGGUGCUGUGUAUGGCUGCAGAGGAAUUCAAAGAGUUUAAAGAGCAUGAGGGCUGGGAAGAAGACACAGAGGAUGAAGAGAGCCUUACUUUGUCUAACGAGACAAUACCCAGACUCAAAGCCUCAUGGAAGAAGCUUCUCCGUGACAGUGCGCUGCUGACACUGGAGUCUUACCGCUCAGACCUGAAAGCAGAGCAGGACUUGCUAAAUGACAAGGUGGCUUAUGGCAAACUAAGCCCAAGAGAGCAGCAGGCCUUGCAAGUGCGCUAUGGGCAGAAGAGGAUCUUGCACCAAUUGCUGGAGUUGACAAGCUAGCAGAGGCUGAACUGGGAAUUGCAGCCUUUGUAUAAAGCAAACAUUGCGCUCUCACCCCCCUCUGUCGGGAUGGAUGGGGCGGCCACUUGUGUUCAGGAAGAACAGAGGGUGAGAGUUGAUUUGGACCCAGUUAUUCCUGAUAUUUCUGUAGUGGCUUUUCAUCUACCUCUUGACUUUCUAUAAAUUACAUACCUGUCUUACUGGGGAGGGAAAAGUCUGUUCAUUAAAUUUCAACUGUGUGACAUGCAGGAGGGUUCUCCCUGGGUUUAAGGCCCAACAGGGGUGAGAGUUAAGGAGGAAGCAUACCCACUCUAGCCAUGCUAAUAUUGACUGAGGAGUGUUGUAGGGAAGGUACUGACCGCACCCCUCAGACACCAGUUGUCACAGAACACUGAUUUUAUCCUUGCAAGGAUAACACCUUGACGUGGUUCUCCUCAUGCACUGUCACAAGCAUCUAAGAUGAUGCUCGCUCUAGUCAACAGCAGGAUGUUCUACUAAUGGAAAACUCCAACAGCCUUCAAAUGCUGUAAGCAGCUGUGACUGCAGCCCAGCUCUGCUAGUAACUUGUUCAAAGCCUGAGUAGGGCUGCAGAUUUUUCCUAAGCUUCUGACUAAAGAUAGCAUGUUUCAGAACCCUGGAUCUGCUAGAGAGUUGGCUCAGUUCUCUCCCUCGGACUUUAUUCUGCAUCUGGUCAAGCAACAAGCCAUCAGCUAGCAUCAUAUUGUUACUCAAUUUUGCUGUAGGUAAAGCUGAGGUGUUUGGCAGUGCAACUGAGACUAAUCAGUGCUAAAAGCCCAUGUUUGUGUUAUGCACUUUUUUGGCCAGUACGUGACAGGAUGGUUUUUACCUGGUUCUGAGAUGGCAAGAAUUCCUCUGUGGUAUUAGAGUUCAGUCCCAACAGUGAGGGAGGAUGGGGGGCUAUUUUGCUUAUCUGCCUUUCUCCUUAGAAAGUCAGCAGCCCAGGGAUUUGUGCCAUGCCAUCUCUGCCAUGCAGUAGGUAAGGGAUACUUAGCAAUGCAAGUUGUCUUUGGGAAUUGCUCCACUUUCUAGAGGCCUGGAUGGUCACUGCCAGAAUCUUAAGAUCCCAGAGUUCUACAGCCUGUUCUGGAAGAGACAGCAUGGAAUUCCCUAGGUUAAGGUAGGUACCUCUCAAGUCAUUCAGAGGAAAAAGAUGUGGCCUAGUUAUUUGCAUUCCUAAAAAUGGUGCUGAUCUUUUUUUUUUUUUAAUUUAAAAGGGUUCUGAUUCCUUAGUGAAAUGGGGUUUUUUUCCCCCCUUGCCUCUUAAUACUAAAGGCUGUGCAGGCCCAUUUAUGCCCUUUAUGAAAGCCAAGGAAUCUGUACCUCACUUUGAGCAGGACUCCAUUCCCUGUUCCUUAAUCCCUGCUCUGUUGAUGCUGCAGGCUGAGGGGAAGAGUAGUUUUCUGUUUGCUAAAAUAAAGGUAUGACAAGUCACACAGGGAAGAGAUCAGCUGCAGUAAGAUUUACUUACCAGAGCUUUUGCAUGCAUCUUCUGUGGUCUUUUCAAUGGGUAUUUCUGCUUUCCUUUUAGUCCAGGGUUCAGCAACCUCUGGCAGGUGGCUUGCCAGGGUGGGCCAGUUUGUUUGGCUGAUCGCAGUUCCUACUGGCCACAGUUCACUUCUCCAGGCCAAUGGGGGCAGCCAGCACCUCCCUCAGCCUGCACUGCCACCCCCAUUGGCCUGGAGCAGCAAAGCACAGCCCCCGGGACCUGUGAUCAGCCGAACAUGCAGGCAUGGCAGGUAAAAAGGCCUGGCAUGCCAGAGGUUGCUGACCCUUGUUUUAGUCAAUCACUUGGCUAUCAACUGGACAAGUGCAAGUCCUUGAUUUCCCCUUAUUCACCACUGUAGAAGUAGGCAGGGGGUGGAGGAUGGGCUUGCAUUUCUCCCACCAAUUGGAAGUGUUGCAGCAGUUGAUGAUUUGGGGCAGUGAGCUUUUCACUUCAGCUGCUGGCUAGCAGGUCUUAAGCCAUGGUUGCAUUGCCCUGGCUCUAGCCACAGAUCUGCUUCCUUUACCUACAGCUAGAAUUCACUGCAUGGCAAGACCCUAAUACACGUGCUUACUAGAGGGAAGGAAGCCUUUUGCCUGGUAGCAGUGAAGUUGGGGGUGCUCUCCCUCAUUCUGCUUUGCCAGCUUUAAGCAAUUUUGUAGGAACAGGCUCAGCCUUUUGAGGCAUUGCUUGAGAGAAACCAGACAGUGUUAAUUAUGCUGAAGGGCAUCUGGCCUGUCCCUUCAGUGACUGUUUAGUUCAGUUUUGAUAUGGGCUGCUACAGCUGAACUGCGUAACUAAGUUAGUUGAUCCCAGCAGCACAGAUGCUGUUAUCCAAAACCCUACUGCAGACCAAGCUAAAAGAAAAAGGGAACCUAGGGUUUUUCUAUCUGCAACUAAUAACCAGGUAUCCUAGAAAUUCAUUUACCAUGGGGAACACAGAAUGGGGGAGGGCUUCUGCUGUCAGGUUACAUUUUAAUCAUGGAAAAAUGGAUUUUCUUUAUAAAGUAGGAUCCCUGCUAAUAACUAAUAAGGCCUCUCAUCACCUUCAGCUGAAGUUCACCAUGGUUAGAUCCUUGGCUCUAGUUUGUGUGUGCUGCCAAGGGAGAUAACAUUGAGAUGAACAUGUACUUGUUUGCAGGCUACCAAGUGGAGGUUUUUCUUAAAAGGUAAGUGGGCAUUUUUACAUGAAGGUCAUAGACUUUAAGGUCAGAAGGGGCCAUUAUCAUCUCAUCUGACCUCCUGCACAAUGCAGGUCACAAUUUCACUCACCCACCUAAGUAACGAACCCCUAACCUAUGUCUGAGUUACUGAAAUCCUCAAAUUCCUUUCAGAACAGGAAAAUGGCCACAGUGCUUUAUCAAUAUUCAUUUGAAGGGCUGCUGCUUCUGUUGAUGGCCAGUCUUUCAUAAAUUGUAAAUAAACAGGCAUCUUACCUUUGUAGGUAACUUUUGAUAUGAGACAAGCAAACAUGCUUUCUCCCUUAUAUAUAAAGCAAGCUAAAAAGGGGGGAAAAAGCCUUUUAAGUCUUAGCACCUUUUUGAUUUGAGAUUAUUUGCCUUUGAAGCAUGCAGGCCCUGCAUCUGGAGCACUGAAGUUGUCAAACUGAACCUUGAUGGAUGAAAGCCAACCUAUUAAGUAUCAUUAAUGUGUAGCUGACUUAAUUACUAAGAUCAGAUUCCUUUGAGGGGAUUUAUGCAGGAAUUAUAUGCAUUUGAUCACCAAGAAUUAAAUUGUAGCUCAGUUGUCUUAUCCACUCUCUUUUCUCCCAUAAUGCUAUAUUAACACACAGCCUCUCCAGCUGAGGCGAAUCUAGCCAGGGAAAUAUCCAGAGCUCAAGUUUGGAUGCUUUGACAACGUGCUAAUGGCAUCAUUUGUGCAUGUGAAUGUGAUUAACCUGAAGAGUCUCACUAGUGUUACACUACCCUCCUCUCCUUUGAGAGUGGAGUUACAAACAUGGUUUGAACUUGAGUGAAUUCAAGUAAAUGUCGUGUCUAAGGGGCCUGGCCCAGGUGGUAUUGUACGAUAAUGUAUUUCAAGUCAAUGAGCAGAACUUUGAAAAACCAGCAUCAUGGUACUUGAGAGAAUACACAGAGCUGCACUUGCUGCAUGUCAUGACUUUAAUGUGUAACUACAGGAUGCAUACA
Messenger RNA from Gopherus evgoodei (Goodes thornscrub tortoise), 5096 nucleotides. RefSeq names its product SET domain containing 6, protein lysine methyltransferase (gene SETD6). Gene Ontology annotation, biological process: peptidyl-lysine monomethylation. The record is from RefSeq and is a predicted model, not a curated record. Lineage: Eukaryota; Metazoa; Chordata; Testudines; Testudinidae. Gene Ontology annotation, molecular function: protein-lysine N-methyltransferase activity; protein binding. Gene Ontology annotation, cellular component: nucleus. The transcript is spliced from 9 exons. The coding region runs from base 75 to 1445 and encodes 456 amino acids.